GGUGCGCUGGCACCAUAGAGACGUGGCUGGGCCAGGCCAGAUUGAGGGAGAGAGAGGCCGUCCAGGGCUCAGGACAACGCUACUUCCGGCCUCCUCACUUCCGGCUUCGCUGCUCUUGGUGCUGGUUCUGGAGGCCGGCUUGAGAGGUCGCGGGUCCCACCGUCCUCGGCGGUUGGUCAGUGUGAGCCUGUGACAGCUGCUGUCGCUCUCCGCCCCCGAGGAUCCGAGGUGCGUGGGGGGAAGGGAAGAAGGAAAAGGUCCGGGUCGCGUUUCCGCUCACUUCUUGCCAGGGUUGAGGCGAUUGCCGAGAGUAGCGGGCAGGAAUAAUCCUCUACUUGAGAACUACCGAGUUCCCCGCGGACAGGAAUCUACAAUGGCUCAAGAAUCUCCCAAAAAUUCAGCAGCAGAAAUUCCAGUGACUAGUAAUGGAGAAGUUGAUGACUCUCAUGAACAUGGCUUUAAUAGGGAUUUGAAGCGUUCAUUACCAUCUGGACUUGGUCUCUCAGAAACUCAAAUUACAUCUCAUGGCUUUGACAGUACCAAAGAGGGGAUUAUUGACGCAGGAGCAUUUCAAGGUUCCUCAGCACCACCACUGCCAUCUGUUAUGUCACCUAGCAGGGUUGCAGCUAGUCGACUUGCUCAACAAGGAAAUGAUUUAAUUGUUCCUGCAGGUGGCCAGAGAACACAGACAAAAAGUGGACCAGUUAUUUUAGCAGAUGAAAUUAAAAAUCCUGCAAUGGAAAAGCUAGAACUUGUUAGAAAGUGGAGUCUAAACACCUAUAAGUGUACUCGACAGAUUAUUUCUGAGAAGCUAGGCCGUGGCUCAAGAACUGUGGACCUUGAACUUGAAGCUCAGAUUGAUAUAUUAAGAGAUAACAAGAAAAAAUAUGAAAAUAUUUUAAAACUAGCUCAGACAUUGUCCACCCAGCUUUUCCAGAUGGUGCAUACCCAAAGGCAACUUGGAGAUGCAUUUGCUGACCUGAGUUUGAAGUCACUAGAACUUCAUGAAGAAUUUGGCUAUAAUGCAGAUACCCAGAAACUGCUGGCUAAAAAUGGAGAGACUCUUCUUGGAGCCAUUAACUUUUUUAUCGCUAGUGUGAACACUUUGGUGAAUAAAACAAUUGAAGAUACAUUAAUGACUGUGAAACAGUAUGAAAGUGCCAGGAUUGAAUAUGAUGCAUAUCGUACUGAUUUGGAAGAACUGAAUCUUGGACCACGUGAUGCAAACACUCUGCCAAAGAUUGAGCAGUCACAGCAUCUGUUCCAAGCACAUAAGGAAAAAUAUGAUAAAAUGCGCAAUGAUGUUUCUAUCAAAUUGAAGUUUCUAGAAGAAAAUAAGGUUAAAGUAUUACACAAUCAGCUGGUCCUUUUCCACAAUGCCAUUGCUGCAUACUUUGCCGGCAAUCAGAAGCAGCUUGAACAGACACUUAAACAGUUCCAUAUCAAAUUGAAAACCCCUGGAGUGGAUGCCCCGUCUUGGCUUGAAGAACAGUAGAAUUACACCUGGAGAAAAAAAGAAGUCACAUUGUUAUAUUUCUAAACAAACCUAAUCAGAAUGAAACAGAGUUGGGGGAAGUGGGGAGGGUGACACCCAUUGUAGUGAUUACUGCACAAACAGCUUUAAUUUUUCCCUUUUUCAUACUUUAACAAUUGAACUAUUAAAUUUGGUGGGAAGAUGGGUGAUUUUAAUGUAAACAUAGUUUCUAUAAUAUGAACAUGAUAAUUUUCCUUUUUGAGAAAUCCUUUUGUAUUGUGAGGGUUGACAGCUAUUUCUGUAGUCUGAAAACAUCUAAUAUAGAUUUGCACUGACAAGAUAACAACUUAAGGCUUUCGGUCCUGGAACUGAGGGCCAGCUGUAACUUUUCCAAAGGGAGGUUUACAUGAUUUGUAUCAACAUCAGAUAUUUUAUAUAUGAAUAUAUUAAACAUCUUUAAGAGAUUCAUUUUCAUGUAUUGUCUUAAAGAAAAACUAUUUUGCAGAGUAAAAUUAUAUGGUGUCUGCAGCAUCCACACAGAAGCAGCAGCUCUAAAGAAUGACUGGUUUACUUGUGGAGUUGUGGCAAACCCCUUUUUAAAAUGAAUCUGUACCAUUAUAAUUUUGUUUAGGCUUUUUUUUUUUUUAAAGACACAGGAAUCAUGCUGUUGUUUCUGUGAGGCUUUUUAAGUUUAUGAAUUUGCAUCACCCAAAGUCAUUAGGCGGUUGUCUGCAAUUUCUUUUGAUUCAUAAUGAAACCUGCUUAAGAGAAUUUUUUUUUUGAUAAGUGGACUUGGGAAUGGAAAUUCUUGAUGGUUUCUAGAGUAGAAAUCUGUACUUAGGAAGCUAGUUUUGGAAUAAAUUCCAUUUUGAUAGAAGAGAAUACCUUAGACAGUUUUUAUUGACUUCCAUAUGUACCAAUACCGUUUAAGCCUUAAAUCACAGAUAUGUGCCUUCUCAGAUACAGUCAUUCUUGUUCAACUAAUGUAUAUAAUUCAUGAAGAAACCCUUUGGAAACAUUUGAGGUGUCUGUUCCUUCCUUGGAAAGGAGCACCGUGUAUAAAUGUUGGGUUUCUUUGUACUUGUUAAACCACAUUUGAGAUUUAUGGUAAAAAUCUUCUUUUCAGUUUGUGGUUUGGUUUUUCUUGAUUCCUUUUGAGGAAUGGGAAGAGAAGGACUUUUUCAUCCGGGUAAUGAGAAGGUUAUUGGGGCGGUGUGGCGCGGUACAAGGGGGAAGGAAGACAGGAAGGGCCAGUACUGUCUGUUUGCUCCACACCGCUGGGUUUGUGUGAUGGUGUUGCGCUGUCCACUGUGUGGUGUGUCAGUAAUGUAAUCUUUUUUAAGUGUAAAGUUCUUUUGCUUUUUGUCAUAGACAUAAAUUAAUAUUUUGAGAGAUAUUGCCUCACCUGUUCAUUUCUGUGUUGAAAUGAAGUACUUAAAAUUACCGUUAUACAGGAACUUUGUGAACUGUAAGAUUUGUUAUAUAUGUUCAAAUGCCUUUUAGCUGGCUUUUUAAUUAAUAUGCCUGUUCUGAGUGCUUAAUACAAUGUAAUGUGAUUGUAAAUCAUAAGCCUAUUUUAAAUCAUUCCUUCCUGUAUAUUUGUACUCUCAGAGAGCCUUAUUUUAUUCUUCCAGCAGAAUUACUACUUGUGAUAGUUCAUUUACAUUCCCCAGAAUGUGCCUCUGGUGUGAAUUUUGUAUUCUUAUUAAAAGUGUUUGCUGCAAAA
Carlito syrichta (Philippine tarsier) is the source of this 3200-nucleotide messenger RNA. RefSeq names its product ADP ribosylation factor interacting protein 1 (gene ARFIP1). The coding region runs from base 374 to 1495 and encodes 373 amino acids. Gene Ontology annotation, cellular component: trans-Golgi network membrane. NCBI's taxonomy places the organism in Eukaryota, Metazoa, Chordata, Mammalia, Primates, Tarsiidae. Gene Ontology annotation, biological process: intracellular protein transport; regulation of Arp2/3 complex-mediated actin nucleation. Gene Ontology annotation, molecular function: phospholipid binding; protein domain specific binding. The record is from RefSeq and is a predicted model, not a curated record. The transcript has 9 exons.